This is a messenger RNA of Girardinichthys multiradiatus, 1793 nucleotides long. RefSeq lists its product as uncharacterized. The transcript has 5 exons. Bases 401 to 1576 code for a protein of 391 amino acids. NCBI's taxonomy places the organism in Eukaryota, Metazoa, Chordata, Actinopteri, Cyprinodontiformes, Goodeidae. The record is from RefSeq and is a predicted model, not a curated record.
CCAAGUCGUCAACAACGACACAACCCUACAGAUGUCGCUCUCUGAUUGGCUGACGCUGCGCCUACCCCCGGUCUGCUUCUCAGUGUUUUCAUUGCGAGUCUGCUCCAGUCGAGCUUUUCACUUGUGCGAGACUUUGCGAUUUGGAAGUUUUCCAGUGCUGCCAGCUGUGAUCUUCACCUGUGCUUUACUACACCCACCUUAAAUCAUCUACACUACUGUUACAUCUCAAUCAGAAAACAACACACUGACUAGAUAAACAUAUUCAGACACAAUUUAAUUAGUUUAAUUAAUUUGGAACAUAUUUAAAUACAUUUCACAGUUUGUAUUUUCUCUGUUGCUUUGGUCUAGAUAACCUGUUUUUCCUCCCCCAGUUUUCUUCUGUUCUCAUUGUCUUAACAGGAUGCCACGCAAGGGACGACGCUCCGAGGCCGCCAAGAAGAGAUGGAGGACCCUGGACCUGCAGGGCAGCCAGCCGGACGUCGCCAAGCCCAGGACAUCCCCACCCACCGCGCAGGCUUGGACCCCCACCCAGUCUCCGGAGAAUAAGGUGGAGGGAACUCCGACUGAGAGGACCAGGCCAGCCCGUCGCCAGCCCAGGAGAGCCGCCCCCACGUUGGAGGUUGACGCCCCCGCCGAGUCCUCUCCCGUGCCCCUCGAGGACCAUGUCAGGGAUGACAGCUGCCAGGCUUUUUCGUUGGAACCCUGCGCCAGCGGUCCGCCUGUCCAGACUGUGAGGGCCACACAUUGCCAGGCUGACUACAGAUACGGUACAUUUUCCCGUAAUCACCAGUGCACCUGUAUGGCUCUGACAUUUUUAGCGUACCACAGUGAGGGGUUGCAGUGUGACACAGUGUUACUUGACAGAGUACUUGAGCAAGGAGAUGCACUUUAUGUUGGCAUUAAACAGCAGCUCAUGUUGGACGGUAGAUUUGUUGAUAAUCACUUGACAGUUGAAGAGAUGCCCCAACAAGUACUGACAGACGGGAACAUCUACACUGUACACACAACAGGUGUAAGAGUUGGUCAUGUUUUGUGUCAGAAUGAUAGCCCUCAAAGAUCACGGCGAAUGGGAUUGCCUCUUGCUUCACAACUAGAGUGCCUGUCUGAAAAUGUCACCCAUGCUUUUCUUUUGGUGACUCCAGAGUGCAUUGCAGUUUUCCGGGACAAAGACGGUAGGUUUGGAGUUUUUGAUUCUCACUCCAGAAACUCAGCAGGCCUGCCCCAUCCUAACGGAACUGCAGUAGUCAUGACUUUUAGCGACCUAACGCUCAUGGUUGAACAUCUGUACAAACUCUUUGAGAACCGUGGCCCCUAUGCCACGUAUGAGUUUGUACCAGUAUCGUUUGUCAGCAACGACAUUGGUGAUGCCCCUCCUCCGGCCUUGAGCAAUCUGAAUAUUUCACCUGGAUCCACACAAGCAAGCCCAGGUGUUGAGAAACCAGAGAGCACUUCUGAUGAAGAGGAAAUGCCAGCUUGGCUUGCUGAAGUUGUAAAAAAGUCCGAUGUCAACCAACAGGACGAGAUGAAAAAGAUCAUGCAGGCCUAUUCAAAACAGUUAGUGCUCAAGAGUCAGUAGCCCGUACACGUAUCCAAUUUGAAUAAAAAGCUAACUCUGACUGCACUGUUCAAUUGUUAGGAUUAAUUGGAAUGUAUGUACCUGACUGUUGUGAAGUGCCUUGAGACAACAUGUGUUGUGAAUUGGCGCUAUAUAAAUAAACUGAAUUGAAUUGAAUUAUCUCAAGUAUCAAGAAGUGGAUUUACUUGUGUAAAUUACCAUUAAAACUCAUGGUACA